AAGAACAUAAAGAUUACAACAGAAGCCUCCCCGUAACAGACUUAAACCCUUCAACGGAGUUCAACCCCCCCACCGUCAGUUUGAUCAUCUCUUCAGUCUGUCACAGCCUGCUUCCCACUUUCUCACCCAAUUCAACAUUUUCAUCCCGAAAAACCGUCAUAAAGGUAGAUGAGGAUUAUUGAUUCAUGAUUGUGAAAUUUAAUUCCUUUGUGAAUAAAGGUGGGAAUGGCAGAACUUGGAGAAAGCUCUGGUGCGAAGCUGUCUGGUGAAAUCUGGGCGAAGCUUGUUCCUUCAGAUUCGAGAUUUCCGGAUGUUGAGAUCAGAGAUUUUGUUCUCACUCAAGAUACCUUUCAGAGUCAAGAUAUUGGUUUGGACGAGAGUCUAAUUUGCUCUCCUAUUGACAAAUGCGAGUGGUGCAGAAUUACGAGGAACCCUGAUCAGUCUUCUGCCACCAUGCAGAAUAAGAGUUCAAAUGCAAUACUUGUUGAUGGAGCUGUGAUCCAAUCUGAAGAGAGUACUGUUAUCAGAUCUGGAAGUGAAAUAAUUUCAGGUCCCGAGGGAGAAGAGUGUUUAAGCUACAGAUUUAAUGUGUUGCCUGGUCCUGAAACUUGUCAGAAGAUGCUGAAAAUUAGUGUGGAUGCCGAGCACGCAAAGUGCUGCAUUUGUUUAAAUAUAUGGCAUGAUGCUGUUACCAUCGCUCCUUGCUUCCAUAACUUCUGCAACGGAUGCUUCUCAGAGUGGUUAAAGAGAUCGCAGGAGAAACGUGCAAGUGUUCUCUGUCCCCAGUGUCGAGCAGUUGUGCAAUUUGUUGGAAGAAACCAUUUCCUGCAUAACAUUGCUGAUGAAAUACUUAAUGCAGAUUCUUCACUGAGACGCUCUAACGAAGACAUUGCAGUUUUAGAUUCCUAUGCAACAGUACGGUCAAAUCUUGUCAUAAAGUUGGGAAAGGGGCUGCUUGGGAAAAGGGUUCGUUCGGCAGUGCGAGAUGAAGCUGAAACUGUUGAGCUUCCAUGCCCUCAAUGCAGUACUCAAUUUGGUGGGUUUCUCUGCGAUCGAAGCACUACCCAUCUGCAAUGUCAAGCAUGUGGAGGAAUGAUGCCUUCACGAACCAAUAUAAGUGUACCUCAACACUGUAUAGGGUGUGACAGGUCAUUUUGUGGUGCAUAUUGGCAUGCUCAGGGAGUUGCACAAAGUGCCUCUCACCACGUAUGCAGUCCCGAUACUUUCAAACCAAUCUCUGAACGCACCAUGUCUAGAAUUCCUACUUCUGCACAUGAAAACAAUCGACAUGAACAAGAAAUCACUAGGAGGUGUAUUGUACAAAUGGGGAGAACGUUGCAGGAUGUUAUUGCAGAAUGGAUGACAAUGUUCAAUAACAGGACAAUUGAUCGAACUAACAGGAUGCCACUGAAGCAUGCCGAGCUGAUAACUUCUGGGACAUAUACGUGCAGUGAUUGUUAUGAGAAGUUGAUCUCAUUCCUCUUGUACUGGUUUCGGGUUUCGGUCUCUGCAUCUCAUCUUCCACCAGAUGCGUCACAAAGGGCGAAUUGCUGGUAUGGAUAUGCAUGUCGAACACAGCACCAUAAUGAAGAUCAUGCUCGUAAAAGGAAUCAUGUAUGCCGGCCGACUAGGGGUGCAAAUGUGUAGAAUUUUAUUUUUAGCUUUUGCUGUUUUCACAAACAAGGCUGGAAUUUGCUAUUCUGGUGCGAUGGAUUUUUCCUGAUAUCAUUUUAGUUGCCAGCCAGACUUAUGUGUAUGUUGUUUUAUCCUAAUUUGAAGUAUUUUAGGUUGUAUUUUCAAGUCAAUGAUCUUAUAAAUGCGAGCCUAAAUACUAUUUCAGUUCA
Messenger RNA from Argentina anserina (silverweed cinquefoil), 1844 nucleotides. RefSeq lists its product as uncharacterized. Gene Ontology annotation, biological process: mitotic cell cycle checkpoint signaling; ubiquitin-dependent protein catabolic process; protein ubiquitination. The record is from RefSeq and is a predicted model, not a curated record. Lineage: Eukaryota; Viridiplantae; Streptophyta; Magnoliopsida; Rosales; Rosaceae. The coding region runs from base 226 to 1647 and encodes 473 amino acids. The transcript is spliced from 2 exons. Gene Ontology annotation, cellular component: nucleus. Gene Ontology annotation, molecular function: ubiquitin-protein transferase activity.